Molecule: messenger RNA, 1173 nt
Organism: Funneliformis mosseae
Lineage: Eukaryota; Fungi; Glomeromycota; Glomeromycetes; Glomerales; Glomeraceae
Source: the annotation of a GenBank genome assembly
AUGAAUUCCUUUAAUAAUUUUCCGUCUCUUGAUUCCUCGUACAAUCAUUUCUCACUUCAACAUCAAUUAAAUCAACCAUAUCAACAAGUUAUACCAAUAACUUUGACUCAAACAAGUAGUUCUAAUUCUUUUGAUUCUCCACCUUCACCUUCCUCUCCUAGAAAAGCCGUUUCAUUAGCUUACGCUCAACGACAAGUCUUCAAUAAUAGUUCGCCAUAUCAUAAAGUCUUUCAAUCACCACAAGAACAAAUUCAUCAACCAGAAAUUUAUAUUCCCGCUACUGAUUAUCCUUCUCCUUGCGUAGACUCUUACGAUUCGGCUGAACAUAUCAACUUGAACAACGGAAUGAUGACAGAGAGUACUAGUCAAGCUACAACUUCUUCUCCCCCAUCUUUCUCUGACUUGCAUGAUACCAAACCGGUGACCAUUAGUGGAGGACAUGGAGGACACGGAAGUCACGAAACGUAUCCUACCACUCCUACAACAUAUGCUUCAGCUUCGUAUCCCGCAUCUACAGCACCAACCACCACGGCAUACCUAACCCCAGGAAAUGAAGCUACUACAGGUGAUGCAAAUUCCGAAAAUUGGAGUGGGACAUCCCCAUUCCCUUUCGGUUCUUAUCAUUCCGGAAAACAACCAAAAGGUUUUGAUGAAAGGGCUAUAGAUCCCACUUUCUUUAGUGAACCUAGUAUGAUAAAACCUAACGGUCCAAAUACUGCUUCUCCGAUGAAUUAUUACGGACAAGCUCCUGUAGGUUAUGAUCGAAAUGGUAUGCCACAUCACGGGUCCGGCUUUCCACCAGGAAUGCCACCAACGCCACAAGAUUAUCCAAUGACGAUGGCUGCUGCAAGAUACUCCAAUGGAAGCAUGGGUUUACCACCGGCCUCAAAUGGAAACGGUUCUCCAAAGUCAUCUGCAGGACAACAGAGACCUUCAUCUGUCCCCACACCUCAGGCGAUGAUGACCACCUUUAGUUCGAAAACCGUAUCGUCCACUCCCAAGAGGUACAAGUGCAACAUCUGUCAGAAAAGAUUCACUAGACCAAGUUCGUUGCAGACACACAUGUACAGUCACACCGGAGAGAAACCCUUUAAAUGUCCAAUCGAAGGAUGUGGUCGUCAUUUUUCUGUUGUUAGUAACCUUCGUCGCCACCAAAAGAUUCAUUCGAGUAAU